Messenger RNA from Melampsora larici-populina 98AG31, 255 nucleotides. RefSeq lists its product as uncharacterized. The annotation marks the transcript as partial. The transcript has 2 exons. Lineage: Eukaryota; Fungi; Basidiomycota; Pucciniomycetes; Pucciniales; Melampsoraceae. The record is from RefSeq and is a predicted model, not a curated record. Gene Ontology annotation, cellular component: nucleus; cytoplasm; exon-exon junction complex. Gene Ontology annotation, molecular function: mRNA binding. Gene Ontology annotation, biological process: RNA splicing.
GCUGUUGAAGGAUGGGUAAUUACUGUGACUGGUGUACAUGAAGAAGCUACUGAAGAAGAUUUACAAGACAAGUUUAGUGAUUAUGGAAGUGUGAUGAAUCUAGCUAUGCCAUUAGAUCGUAGAACAGGUUAUGUAAAGGGAUAUGCAUUAGUUGAAUAUGAGACUAGAAAAGAAGCAGAAACUGCUAUAAGGGAAGGAUCAGGUAGUAAAUUAUUAGAUCAAAAAUUAGAAUGUGAUUUUGCUUUUGUUAGGUAA